This is a messenger RNA of Cylindrotheca closterium, 1095 nucleotides long. The record is from the annotation of a GenBank genome assembly. Lineage: Eukaryota; Bacillariophyta; Bacillariophyceae; Bacillariales; Bacillariaceae.
AUGGUGUUGGGAGGAAAGAAAGAUGAAUCAGCAUCACCACCAUACUUUGUGAAAUGGGUAGCAAUUACAUUAUGGAUUGCCAUGGGAAUUCAAUGGGCAUUCUUACAAAUAUCAUCUGACGGACGAGCAUCAUCAUCAUCAUCAUCAUCACUGCCAGAAAAUAUCAAGAUCACAGAUUCGGCGCCCAUUAUUCUCAUGGGUCUUCCACGAUCUGGAUCACUGGCCAUUCAUGAAUACUUUGAAUGUCGAGGCAUGACGUCUCGGCAUUAUUGUUGUGGUGAUGGUGAUGGUGAUGAUAAUGCUAAUGAUAAUGAUAGUAAUAAUUCACGGAAGACAUCCUUUCCGUGUCCGAAUCAAAAGACCUGUGGGGAUUGUGUCUUGACGAAUCUCAAGGGGAAUGCAAAAGCGUUUGAUGGUUGCCAUGGUGGUAGUGGUGGUAAUGUUGGUGGCGUUGGUGGUGACGCUGAUAAUGGUGGUAGUAGUAUCCAAGUCUGGAGUGCCUUUGACGUGGAGACGGACCAAGGAUGGUUCUUGCCCCAACACUUUGCCUUGGGUUUGCUGCAGGAACAAUAUCCCAAUGCCAUUUGGAUUUUGAAUUUUCGGUCCAACGCUAGCGACUGGGCCAAAUCCAUUUAUCAUUGGCACAGUCUGACCCGGCGGUUCUUGCAUUCGUUUGGUCAUUUGACGGAAGACCAAGGCAUUUGGGAUGAUUUGGAACCAUCAUCGGUCUCAAAGCCGGCCCGGACCGCCCAGGUGACAGCAGAACAGGUGGAAGAAGACUUGGAACGAUCCGUAGCUAGAGUACUAGAUACUACAAAACAACAACAACGAGAAUCCAAGCGAGACGAAAUCUUGGCUAUCUUGGAAGAAAUCUAUCAGAAGCAUACGGAAAGGAUUGUCAAUUGGGGUCGUCAGUUUCCUGCUCACCGAUUGAUCGAGAUCCAAGUGGAUGGAGACGACGUUGGCUCCACCAUUCAAUCGAAAUUAGACAAGGCAUUUGGUGUCAAUUAUCAUCAGCAAUCAUCUCAAACGGAGUGCAAAUUCAAAUUUGAUCCUCCCGACAAUGACUGGCAAGACUUUUCGUUGCCCUAUUAG